GUAUAGUGAGACAGUUCUUCUUUAAGUUUUCCAGUUUUCCAUCUGAAUAAAGAUGAUUUAUAACAGUUACAGUAAAUCAUGGGACUAUGUUGCUGAGAUUUGAGUAACAUUUUCAAUACAACUCUGGCUCGUUACCUGAAAAUAUUGUGUGUUUUCUCCUGAUAAAUAAUAUAUGACGAUUGUAAGAAAGGAAAACGGAAGGAUGGAACAACACAUCUUACUUGGUGAAAUGGAUCAUUCUCAAAUACCACCAAAUUUUUCAUGGGUUGUUGAUGGUAAACUUUGUGCCAUGGGUUUUCCCAGAUCAAAGGAGCAUAUUCAAUACUUACUGGACAAUAAUGUCACUUACCUUAUAUCCCUAACAUCCUACAGACAACCUCCGGUAACUGAUUUCAAAGAUAUGAACCAUCUUCAUUGUAAAGUUGAAGAAUUUACACCCCCGUCUUUAGAUCAAAUCCAAGAAUCUAUAGAUUUUAUCGACAGGGCAUACGAACAUGGAAAGGCAGUGGGUAUACAUUGUCAACAUGGAAUAGGUCGAACAGGGACAGUGGUAGCAUGCUAUUUUGUUGAGAAGCAUAGCAUGACAGCAGUAGAAGCCAUAUCACACAUCCGAUCAUUACGUCGAUGGUCUAUAGAAACAACAGAACAAGAACAGACAGUGUAUCAAUAUGACAAAAGAAAUAGAUUUUUAUUCCCCAAAUUAGAGCCCCAGGAGGGAAUUUAACACAUAAACAAUAUCAUUUUAAAGAUGCAGAACAAUAAUAUAAUAGGGAGUAUUGUUUGAAAAAUAAAAUCUUACAGAUAUUAAAAAACACAAAUAUGUUACUAAUCAUUUAUGAUUUUGAGAGAGCCAUAUUUUUCUGAUUGCUAUCUUACAGGUUAGAUUUCUCUCAUAAACGUGUCAGUUGUCGUGCAGCGCAUUGAACACAAUUAUUCUUAUCAUGUCUUUCGUCAAAAUAUAGUGAAAAUAUUUAUUUGUAAUCCACAGUGUUGAUAUUAGAAAAAAUUGACAAAGUUUCGUGUGUCAUCACACACUCUUAACCUUGAAAAUGGGGGAAAUAUCAGGGUAUUCAUCGACACGAUAGAGCUUGCCCCAAAUGCUCAAGCUCUAUUAAAAGUUGAAGAUGAAUAGCAUUUUCUUUUUAAUUGCAUCUCACUAAAUAAUGAGAGAAGGAAAACAUUACUGAUGCCCAUGAUGACUAUUGUACUUGCAUACCUAUAUAUAUAUGUUGCAAUCUUGUCGAUGUGGAUCAUCCACAAGGAGUUAGUACUAUAUAUUAUUACGUUAUGGUUUAUAUGGUCAUAUUAUUAACGCAUGUUAUAUUCCAUAUUAAAGCUGGUUUCGUU
Mytilus californianus (California mussel) is the source of this 1347-nucleotide messenger RNA. RefSeq names its product dual specificity protein phosphatase 23-like. Lineage: Eukaryota; Metazoa; Mollusca; Bivalvia; Mytilida; Mytilidae. Bases 173 to 724 code for a protein of 183 amino acids. The record is from RefSeq and is a predicted model, not a curated record. Gene Ontology annotation, biological process: cilium assembly; protein dephosphorylation. The transcript has 4 exons. Gene Ontology annotation, molecular function: protein tyrosine/serine/threonine phosphatase activity.